AUGGCGGAAAAUGAAACUGAACGCGACUCGUCGCGCAUGUCAGAGAGCUUUAUUGCGGAAAACGAGCCGUCGGCUUUUCUGCCCAUUGCUCAAACCGACGAAGAUGCGUCGUCCACUCGAGAGACAUUCCAGCGGCCACGGCCUGGCCACGGCUACGGGACUAUUACACAGCCUCCCGGGCAGGGGCAUAUUGAAGAUGAACAACUGCCUCGCGGUCAAUCCGGGCGUCCUCAACCUCCCCAAUCGCCCAAUAUUGCAGCUCAACCUGAUCGAGGCCGAAAACCGUCUACAAUUCGCCGCAUGUCCUCCAAACCAUACCGUGGUCAGGAGUUCUCUGUCGAUGACGAAGCAUAUGAAGUUGAGCGGGACAAUGCCUUACAACAAAUGGUAAACACUGCGCAGCCUUCCCCAAGAAUCGCCCCAAUUGCAAACAAAAAUUCGACAAUAAGGCGGAGGACCAAUGCGCCGACGUUUCAAUCGCGCAAACAAAGCUCGCAAGAUGCAGAGGAUGACUUUACGCUUCCUGAGGCAGGGCCGAGCAACUCUGGAGAAGACGACCUACGGGAAUCGGAAGAACAAGAUUGUGACGAUGAAGGCCAUCUCAGCGAUGCAGAGAGUUUUACACUAAGGGAUCGCCAAGCUGCAAUUAAUGAAACACACCCUUUUGGUAUCAGGAUUUGGAAACCUGCUCUAUAUAAGAAAAACCGCUCCGUCGAGAAGACUGCUGAGGGUGACAUCCACUCGUCACCCGGCGGGCGCGUAAACAACCUUCUAUUCCUUGUCAAUCUAAUGUGGUCUGUUAUCUUCGGAUGGUGGCUUGCAGCUGCCGCCAUGCUAGGUGCCAUAGCUUGCUUUCUGUGCAUUUCUUCGCCUCACGCGAAGGAAUACGGCAAGGUCUUUUUCGGUCUAUCUCGCUACAUGCUCUACCCUUUUGGGUCGUUCGUGCGGUUAGAAACUGAUGAACACUAUGUAGAUGAGGACGAAGGCGAGGGGCGCAGUAUCAGUGAAUACGAGCAGUGGCAGAGUGGAGAUCUAGAACAUGGGCGGCUGUUCUUUGGCCCUUUGAGUAAUCGAUCCCUGGUCGGUCGACGACGAAGUAGCAUUGAUUCAGGCUUUAGCGAGCAUGAUAGUCUCCUUGGGCACGCUGGUAGAGGGGGUCUCCGGGGCACGAAUUCUUCAAGACCAAAACGACGAUUAUUUGGCCGCGGAGAGUGGAGCCUGGCUAGGGUUGUCUUUUUCGCAUUUUUCUACUUCCUUACAGGUCCACUGAUGCUUCUAGUAUCCUUAGUCUGCUGGCUACUUGUUUUCUGGAUACCCAUGGGUCGUGUCAUGAACAUACUUGUCGACCAUCUUCGCCGUCAUCCCCUUGCUCUGUCUUUUCAUUCUGAUAACACUUACGCUCGGCUACCAUCCAGUCCAUCCUCUUCCAUCCUUCUCUGUACCUAUCGUGCGGCGGGUCUACGUUACUGGAAGUAUACGAUCGAUGGAACGAACAUUUUCCUUUUCAAUCUUAUGAGCAUUGUCGCUUUUGUCAUCUUCGACUAUUUCGUACUAGAUGUCACUUUCGGACUCGAAUCGUGGUUGACGCACCCAGGACUCGUCUUUACUUUGUCCCUUUUGUCAAUCAUCCCGCUGGCAUAUUUUAUCGGUCAGGCAGUUGCUUCUAUCUCUGCUCAAUCUUCCAUGGGACUGGGUGCUGCUAUCAAUGCCUUUUUCUCAACAGUUGUGGAAGUCUUUCUCUACUGUGUGGCUCUUGGACAGGGUAAAGCUCAAUUGGUAGAGGGCAGCUUGAUUGGCAGUAUCUUCGCUGGUAUUCUAUUUCUUCCCGGUUUGUCAAUGUGUUUCGGUGCAAUCAGACGCAAAACGCAACGAUUCAAUGUGAAGUCCGCAGGUGUUACUUCAACUAUGCUGUUGUUUGCGGUAAUCGCUGCCUUUGGACCAACUUUAUUUUAUCAGAUAUACGGCAGUCACGAGUUGAACUGUCGGUCUUGUGUCAAUGCAUCAGAUGAACGUGAUUGUCGUCGAUGCUAUUUUUCGCAAUCUGCUACUGUGAACGAUGAUUUCUUUCGGAAAGCCGUACAGCCGUUCUGCUGGUUUGCGGCUUUCUUCUUGUUUCUAUCAUAUAUUAUUGGCCUCUGGUUCACCCUAAGGACCCAUGCAGCAGUCAUAUGGACAACUGAUGGAGACGAGAAGAAGAUAGCUCCAGUGGGAGUCGAAGCUCAUCCACAGGACUCGCGACCGAUCAAUAUUGCAAACGGUCUACCUAUGUUAGGUGGCGACUUACAACCCAAUAGUAUCCGUGAGUCUCAGCUCUACAAGCGUAUCCUGGGGCAUUCGUUAGAGCAAAUUGGCCUUCCACAUGAUGAAUUUGACGCCACCUUCGUUACAGGUGGAGUGUCGCCGCAACUAGACCCUCUUUUACAGAAAACCCACGAUGAUCAACAUGGGUUACACCUUCGCGGGCUUACGGAAGAAGAUAAUGAAAGCUUGGCACGUCAAGUUGCUGAGGUUGCAGCGACUGCUGCUACAGUAGCUGCACAUGAUUCUGCUCGCGCUCAUCGGAGAGCUGCAAGUUCGCAAGCGUCGGGACGGCCUCAAGCAACUAAAGCUUCUACACACCAUCCAGGUCCUAUUGCUGAGGAGCAGGAGUUUACUGGGGUACCGGUUGAGACUACGCAUGCGGGCGGCGGUCACGAUGCGCCAAAUUGGAGCAAAACCAAGAGUGCAGUCAUACUUCUCGGUGCAACAAUUCUGUAUGCCAUCAUCGCCGAAAUUCUCGUUGACACUGUGGAUGUUGUCUUGGACAGCGUGGACAUCGAUGAGAAAUUUUUGGGAAUCACACUAUUUGCAUUGGUCCCUAAUACGACUGAAUUUCUGAAUGCUAUCUCGUUUGCCAUGAAUGGAAACAUAGCCCUUUCCAUGGAGAUUGGCUCCGCAUACGCUCUUCAGGUUUGCUUACUACAAAUUCCAGCGCUCGUAUUAUACAGUGCUGUGAAUGCGCAAUUCAUAGACCCAGCCGACCUCAGCAGCCACUCAUUCAACCUUAUAUUCCCACAAUGGGAUAUGAUUACAGUGAUUCUCUGCGUUUUCCUUCUAUCAUAUGUAUAUGGUGAAGGUAAGAGCAAUUACUUCAAAGGAUCAAUCCUUGUCUUAACCUAUUUGGUCGUUAUAAUUGGCUUCUACUUGUCUGGUUACAACGAUCUCGAUACGUUGGGCAUUGACCGUUUCGAUACCUUAGCUCUUGGCUCAAAGCAGCAGAAGUUUUACACUAUAGGGCAAACUUCAAGCGGUAUUGCUUAUUCUGCACCGGUGGAGCUAUGA
Messenger RNA from Talaromyces atroroseus, 3321 nucleotides. RefSeq lists its product as hypothetical. Lineage: Eukaryota; Fungi; Ascomycota; Eurotiomycetes; Eurotiales; Trichocomaceae. Gene Ontology annotation, cellular component: membrane; endomembrane system. The transcript is spliced from 5 exons. Bases 1 to 3321 code for a protein of 1106 amino acids. Gene Ontology annotation, biological process: intracellular calcium ion homeostasis; calcium ion transmembrane transport. The record is from RefSeq and is a predicted model, not a curated record. Gene Ontology annotation, molecular function: calcium:proton antiporter activity.